Molecule: messenger RNA, 631 nt
Organism: Meloidogyne enterolobii
Lineage: Eukaryota; Metazoa; Nematoda; Chromadorea; Rhabditida; Meloidogynidae
Source: the annotation of a GenBank genome assembly
AUGCUCAAAAUUCUAAUACUAAUCUGUUUAAUAAUCAAAACCCAUUCAUGGACUUGGAAUGAUUAUCCAUCCCCUAGAGGACCAGAUUAUUCAAAAUGUGGUGUCUCAAAGCCAACUUGGGUUUGUGAUCCUGAUGGAUUGUUAACUGAUCAAGAGAGGGAAGAAAUUGUUGAUUUAGUUGAGGAUUUUAAAGAAAAAACUAAAAGACCAAAUUCAAUAGUUCCGUGUAUGAGAGAAGGACUUAGACUUAUUGUGGCUCUAUCAAAUGUUGAAAUUGGUGAUGACAAUAUUACCUCCGAAAUAACAGUAGGUUUUUACAUCAAACCAACCAAUAUCCUUUUACUGUAGCGAGCCAACUUUCCUCAUUAUCCUCUAAAUCCGAACCCAAGAUAGCUGUAUUAUACUAUCCAAUUCCUUUAAUAUUCACUAUGAUUCUCCAAAUUCACAUAUACAUACCUAUUCCGCUUAAGAACCACCUUUUUCUGUAGGGAGCCAACUCUCGUCAGUACCAUCUUAAUCCGAAUAUAUCCCUAGAUAGUCCCUUAAACUCCAGAUAUCUGUCAUCAUACUAUCCAAUUUCUUCGAAAUCUACUAUACUCUCCCAUAUUCCACUUAAUAGCCAGAAAUCCCC